Messenger RNA from Closterium sp. Naga37s-1, 4335 nucleotides. The record is from the annotation of a GenBank genome assembly. NCBI's taxonomy places the organism in Eukaryota, Viridiplantae, Streptophyta, Zygnematophyceae, Desmidiales, Closteriaceae.
AUGUGCAAGCCGCCACAGUUGGAGAGGGCCGCAGCGUGCUACCUGCAGGCCGGAAAGGCCUCAGAUGCUGCCGAGUGUCUGGCCCAGGCGUGGCUAGUGGAACGGGCACUAGCUGCGUGCUCACAAGCCAGGCUCUACAACCUAGGCCUCUCGCUCAUUCAUUCCUGGCAGAAGCAGAUUGCAGACGGGCUGAGCAGCAUUCUAAAAUUUGCAAGGGAGGACAGUCCUGUGAGUGCUCCCAUGAAAGGGGAUGAUUGGAAGAUGCGGCAGGAGCUGGUCACAAGGCUGAGUUCUGCUUUCCUCCUCGACGCUGCAAAAUUCUUCUAUCGGAAGAAGGAGAGGGGCAAGAUGAUGAAGUACGUUCUCCAGUUCCCUGCCGCAGCAGAGAAGCGGCGGUUCUUGGAGAGAAGAGACUUGUUUGAAGAGCUGUUGCAAGUCGAGGUGGCUGAGGGAAACUUUGAGCGGGCAGCCGCAGCGAGACUGAAGAAGGGCGAUAUGUUGGGGGCAGCUGAAAUGUUUGUUCAGCAGAAGAUGUGGGGCAGGGCGUUUGAGUGUGCAAUGGAAGCUGCCCGUGUUGCCAGCAUGUGGGCGAAUGGGAACAACGGGUGGCCCCUGAAUAGCAGCAGCAGCAGCAGCGCGAGGAGGGAGGAAGAUGAGGAUGAGGAAGAGGAGGAGGAGGAUGAGGAUGUGGGUGAAUGCGCAAGGGUGAACACAGGUGGGAAUGGUUGGAGCUGGAAGUCAGAAGUGAGGAAAUGGAUUAGUAAGGGAGCAGCAGCGAGGGUUGAAGGAGUUGAAAAAGAAGGUCAGAAGAGCAGCAAGGGAAGGAGCAGGAAUGCAUUGGAGCUGGCCGCUGCCAUCUGGCUGACACAGGAGGAGGCAUCGGUGUGCAGGGGUACAGGUUCGGUAGCAGCAUAUGGAGUAAGGGAAGGGAGGAGAGGAUUUGGGAAGGAAGCGGGGUGUUUGGCUCGGAGUGAGCAAGUGGGGAGUGCAGUGCAGGGGGAAGGAGCAGGGGAAUGGGAGAGCGAGGUGGACGCAGAGCAGGGGUUGGAGGCUCUGACCUUAUUGCUGCUGAGCAAGAGGAUUCAGCGAAGGGAUGACAUUGGGGACAUAAAAACAUUGUGGUGCCGGCUGACGGGUUGGGGAGGGGGGCGAAGCAUUGCCGCUGAAGUGCUGUGCAGCUGGAAGGCUCUGGAGCUGAGCCUGGAGAAAUUCAACACCUUUCUUUUGCACACCUUCUCCUCCCUUUCCUCUGCCUCUUCCCUCACAAGCACCACUUCCCCACUGCCGAACAGGGAGCGUCUCCCUAGCUGGCUCCCAACGCAGCGCCAUCGACAGGCAGUGCAAGCCAGCCCAGGAGAUUGGUGUAUCGGAGGAGGCAGACCACAGGGGAUACAGCAGGUGCAGCGAGGUGAGAGGAGGAGCGAGGAGGCGACGGAUGAAUCCUGGCCAGGCCUGCUCCAGCAGCUGGGGGUGCUGGUGGGGGAGGUGCAGCGCUGGUGGGGUGAGUGGAGUGAGAGGGUUGUGCAAAUGGUGGCGGCGUUGCAACGGCUGCGCAGGAGGAGGGAGGUGCCGGCAGAUCAGCCCUGGCUGAAUGCAGCCUUCCAUUUUCUUGCCGCCACACCCCCCACUGCCUCCAGUACAGCAGAGGGUGUGUCUACUGCAGCUCAUACUGCACCUCCUGCCUUGGAUUCGCCGUCACACUCCAUCCUGGUGGGUCUGUCCAGUGCCGUCUGGCUUCUGCCCGUGCGUGCUGCUGUGACCCGCCUGCCCAAUCAGGGCACUCGUGGGGAGGUAGCGAGGGAGGCUGCAGCUGAGGCAGGUGCCAUAUUCUGGGCCAGGCAGGUAGCAACGAUGGUGCAAGGCUGCCUGCAGGCCUUGGAUUUAGCCUUGUGCCAGACAAGCAUGGUGUUGCAGCUGAUGGGGCAUGGGAAUGAACUGCUGCUGCAAGGAGUGGGACAGCUAACAGGUCGGGUGACCCAGGGAGGAUGCAAGGUGCAGAAAUCUCAGCAGCAGCAGCAGCAGCAGGGGGGCUGCAGUCGGGAAGGGAUAUCUCGAGCGUUGGUACUGCGUCUGCAGUGCGAGUGGCUCGUGCAGUGCCUUGGGAUGCUGGAACGAGCCCUGCAGUGCUGCAAUGGCCGUAGGAAGAGUUGUCAACGGCCCCACACUCACUUAAAAACUCACAUCUCCAGUGCUGCUGACCGCGUUGCACAAGAGCUGGAUGGCGCUGCAAGCAUGUUGGAGCGGCUGCAGGACAGCCUGGCUCGGCGCCUGCUGCAGCAUGUGAUGCCGGUGGGCGCGCCCCUUCCCCGUGACGUCGCAUUGCUGACAGCGGAGGUGCGAGCUCAGGAGAGCACUGGCUUCGUGCUGCACUUCUGGGCUCUCCGGCUGCUUGCUGAAUGGGUGGGUGGAGCCACACGCCAGGAAGCGGUCACGCGGGACAAGGAAGGGGUCCUGUGGGGUUCAAAUGGAUUGGGGUCUGACAUGCAGGAGCCUGUGCUUUUGGCUCUCUUGGGGGACUUGCUGCUAGUGCUGCCGCUGUUGGGCUCCCGAUGGGUCCACAGGUACGGCCGGGAGCUGCUGCAGAGGCAGUCCAGCCGGCCUCAUGUGUACGCUGCGGUGCUGAGAGCGGUGGUGCAUGAAGAUGCUGUUCAAUCGUUCCUUGAGCAGCGGCACAGCCAUGGCGCUGCUGUCACUCUCGCCAGCACUGAGUGGGCGGCUGCUCUCCUGCAGGCGCUCACUAGCCGCAACCUGGGCCAACCAAGCGGCGAGGCCCCCAUCCCUCUCACUGCUGCUGUGUACGUGCUUGAAAGGGAAGUGACUUACCUAGCUGCAGCCAUCACAAAGCUCCGAAACUUCAUCAUUCCUACCUCCCUUGCGGCACUCCACCUGGAUAACCACCGCGCCUCUGCUCUCUGCACCCUCCUGCUCCAGUCACCACCGUGCAAAAUCCCUCCAGGCCACGACCAUCAGCUUAAAGCCCAGCUGAGUUGUCUGCACGGGCUUAUCAAGUCCCUUCUUCAGCAGCAGUGGUGGGCCAGCUCUGAGGCUCCUGCACUCUUUCUCCGUCUCCUCACCCUCCUCAUUGCUUCAUCGGCCAAUGUCCCGGCUUUCCACAACAGCACGGCCACCUUCCUCCGUGACCUUUGGCACUGCAACGGGUUGAUGCUGCAUCAGCUUCCACACCUCAUCCAUACUGAAUUCGCGGCCGUUUUGGGCGGGAAUCGGCUCAACCCCAAUGCAUUACACGACCGCUUUUCGUGGGCCAUGUUCAAGCUGGGUGACCCGUGGAUUGUGCUCCAGAGAAAAGGCUCCCCCUUCAUCCAUCGGCGCCGAUGGCAUGCAAAGCUGAGAAGGUUCAAUGUGGAGACGAGCCAGGUUCAGAGUGCCACGUCUUCUCUCUCGUGGGGUGCUGCAAAUGAGCCCCAUUCGCCUCAAGUGGAUGUUGGUGAGGAGUGGGUGCCUGGUGCUGACACUUGUCUUUCGGAGUGCAGCUUCUUCUCUCUUGUGGACCUGACAGGACGUGAGCCAGCAGGACACGUUGUUGGAGGUGUGAUUGCUGACUGGGAGGCGGAGGGUUGGGAGGGGAGAGAGGAAGAGUGGGAGGAGGAAAGGGAGGGUGUCAGGGGAGGGAGAUCUGAGGAGUGGGGCGGAGCUGAGGGGUUGUUUGAGGAGCAGGGCCAGGAGGAGCAGGAGGAGGAGGUGGAGGAGGAGAAUCUUGAUUUGGAGAGGAUGGAUGGGGAAGAGGGAAUUGAGAGUGUUGAUGCUGUUUUGGGGGAGGAGGGAGGGUAUAAGAGAGGGUCUGGGGACAAGGGGGAGGGAGAUGAGCGAGAGGAGGUGGACGGAGUGAAGAUUGCUGUUCGUGUUACUGCAACCUUAAGGCAGCUCCUUUCAGAGGUAGGCACACCAGAGAGCGAAAGGAAGGACCGAAUGUGGGGUGCCGAUGUGCUGCAGGUGGGGCGGUCGGACACGAUAGGCCAUAUUGCUAGGGAACGACUUCAGCAGGAAUUGCCACCACUGGAGAGGAGUCGCAGGGAGGCCAAGAGGGGCCUCAGUGUGUUACUGCAGGCGCGCAGCAAGGCUGUGAGGGAGUUCUACAUUAAGGAGUAUUUGGACCACGCCUCCCCCCUUGAGGUGAAAGCAUCGGCAUUUCUUGCCCUUGUGCACUGCGCUGUGCUAGCCGUGAAGGCUCGCCUCAGCACAGUGCAUGUCCCUUCAUUGGAGGAGCAGAUCGAGAGGGAUGAGCAGUUGCUGGACGCGGCAACCGAUGCUGCGGAGGAGCUCGAGGCUGCCUUGGCUGUACUGAACCAUGCGUAUGUGAUGAAGCACAAGAUGUAG